Macaca mulatta (Rhesus monkey) is the source of this 437-nucleotide messenger RNA. Its product is annotated as serum amyloid A-3 protein. The record is from RefSeq and is a predicted model, not a curated record. Gene Ontology annotation, cellular component: extracellular region. NCBI's taxonomy places the organism in Eukaryota, Metazoa, Chordata, Mammalia, Primates, Cercopithecidae.
AGUGGGUUUUUUUUCUUGGAAUGAAAGAAUGGGACAACAUUACAAAAAAUAAAAACUUGAAACAGAACGUGUAUUAUCCUUGGUUGUGUUUCCUUGGCCCUGCAGCAGGAUGAAGCUCUCCAUUGGCAUCAUUUUCUGCUCCCUGGUACUGGGUAUCAGCAGCCAGCGAUGGUUAACAUUCCUCAAGGAAGCUGGCCAAGGGUCUCCGGACAUGUGGAAAGCCUACUCUGACAUGAAAGAAGCCAAUUACAAAAAUUCAGACAAAUACUUCCAUGCUUGGGGGAACUACGACGCUGUACAAAGGGGGCCUGGGGGUGUCUGGGCUGCAGAAGUGAUCAAGUAAUGCACAUUCCUGAUGUUGCCGGGGAUGGGUGAGCAGAGCUUGCCUGCCUUGGACAGUCAGGAGAGAGGCAAGCUCCUUGUAGAUAAGUUAGAGG